UAUACCUACAAUCAUAUAUCCACUCUCUGCUUUUAUCCAUCUCCUCUAUAUUCGAUUCGAUAUAUAUAUAUAUAUCCCCUUGUAGUUAGCAUUAUAUAUCUACUGUUUGUAGUCAUUCUAGAGAGAGAGAGAGAGAGUUAAUUAAAUGGAAAAUUCUCACAGAAGUAGGGUUCGGAAAUACAGGAAAUCAUUGAUUCCUCGGAUGAGGUGGACGCCUGAGCUUCACGAUCACUUUGUUGAAGCUGUUCGUAAGCUUGGAGGGAAGCACAAAGCAACCCCAAAGAGGAUUCUGCAAAUGAUGGGUGUUCGAGGGCUUGGAAUUUCUCAUAUAAAAAGUCAUCUCCAGAUGUACAGGAGCACGAAGGAAUCCAUCGAUUUAAACAAGAUUAUUGCAAUAAAGAAGUCUAAAAGAACUAACAAACCUGCAGAGUGCUGUAUCACCUUGGAUCUCCCUCUACAGGAAGUUUAUUGGCAAGGAGGAUUCACAGAUGUACCAACUCAGAGACAACAAGCAUCUACUACUUGUCAGGAGGGAAAAACAAGAAAAUUCGAUCCAUAUUCUGAAAAUCUAUGCCCAGUACAGGGCGAAAAGGAUAGCAGGAGAAUAAUUAGCAAAGAUGGCAAUAACAACAACAAUAAUAAUAAUAGUAGCAGUACGAGGAUGGAGGAGGUGCAGGAGAUAUGGACAAACAAUGACGUCAGCAGCAUAGGGUUAGGGUUAGGGAUAAACAGGUCUUGUGUUUCUAGAAGCAGCAGCAGCAGCAGCUUCGAAAGCUUUCAUGAAUCGGCCAGCUGUCAUCCCCUCCAAUAUGCUCCUAUCAACCUUAACCUAACCAUGUCCUAAUCAUAUAUACAUAUAUAUAUACUUAUUAUUAUAAAUAAAUAAUACUACAUUGCUUAGUUAAAUUACAUCUUUUUCUAGCUACCUGAAUUUGUUGAUUAUAUUUAAGAUUUUCCUUUUUUUAAAUGCAUAUUGUGUUUUGAUCUAUAUAUGCGAUGUAAUCGUCACAAUACAUAUAUACAAGU
Andrographis paniculata is the source of this 1026-nucleotide messenger RNA. RefSeq names its product myb family transcription factor PHL4-like. Gene Ontology annotation, molecular function: DNA binding; DNA-binding transcription factor activity. NCBI's taxonomy places the organism in Eukaryota, Viridiplantae, Streptophyta, Magnoliopsida, Lamiales, Acanthaceae. The record is from RefSeq and is a predicted model, not a curated record. The coding region runs from base 146 to 844 and encodes 232 amino acids. The transcript has 5 exons.